Humulus lupulus (European hop) is the source of this 1165-nucleotide messenger RNA. Its product is annotated as triphosphate tunnel metalloenzyme 3. The coding region runs from base 307 to 912 and encodes 201 amino acids. Lineage: Eukaryota; Viridiplantae; Streptophyta; Magnoliopsida; Rosales; Cannabaceae. The transcript is spliced from 2 exons. The record is from RefSeq and is a predicted model, not a curated record.
GUCACUCACUCGCUCGCUCGCUCGUUCGUCCCUUCCGAUAGAGAUUAGAGUAGUGCUACUGCCCAAAAGGCUUGGCAGAGAUGCUGAGACGAAAACCAACCAAGAUCGAAGUCAAAACCGAAGACAAAGACGAACUCGAAGCCUCUCGCAAACGCGCCGCCGAAUCCUCCGCCGGAAACAUCACAACGACAACCACUGCCACCUCUUCCCUCCUUCAACAACUCGACCGAGCCAAGGACCCCUCUUCCAAAUCCAACCGUAUCGGCCUUUCUUCCUAGCUCUACACCCUUAAACUCUAAAACCCCCAUGGAGGUCGAGGUCAAGCUUCGACUCCCAGACGCCACCGCCCACCGCCGUGUCAGCGAGCUCCUUACUCCGUUUCUCGUCACCACUCACCGCCAGGAGAAUUGCUUCUUCGAUGGGGCAGCCGCCGAGCUCUCUUCUUGCCGAGCUGUUCUCCGGAUUCGUUUCUCUGAUAAGGAUCCUCGAUGCAUGGUCUCGCUCAAGGCCAAAGCGGUUCUAAAGGAUGGGAUCAGUCGUGUUGAGGAGGACGAGGAGGAAUUGGAUGAGCCCCUGGGUCGGGCCUGCGUCGCCGAGGUGGGGAAGCUGGGGUGCGUCGAGUCCAGGGUUUUGAAGAGGGUGAGGGAGGAGUUUGGGGUUUUGGAGUUUGUGGGGUUGGGGGGUUUUGAAAAUGUGAGGGUUGUGUAUGAGUGGAAAGGGUUGAAGUUGGAGGUGGAUGAGACUAAGUAUGGGUUUGGGACUUGUUAUGAGAUUGAAUGUGAGAGUGCUGAUCCUGAAGCGGUCAAGAAGGUGCUUGAGGAGUUCUUGAAAGAGAAUGGGAUUGAGUAUUCCAACUCAGAGGCUUCCAAGUUUGCAAUUUUCCGAUCGGGGAAGCUACCCAGCCUACCAUGAUAGUUGAGAUUGAAUGUGAUUGGGACCGUUGGGGUCGAAAGAAGAAAUGCUGCUGAUAGAGUUGGAGAGUGCUGGAGGAUCAUUAUUUUAUUUCUCCUUUUCCAACUCCAGUGUCUUCUUCUUAAUAUCUCUUAAAAAGUACCAGUCAUUCUAAUACUCUAUGAAAGUCAAUACCAGAUUUUUAUCUACUUCAGAGUUUGGAUCAUUUGUGGAACUUGCACAGAUCUGCUAAAUAAAUGGCAAAUUUACAUUA